Molecule: messenger RNA, 2962 nt
Organism: Rana temporaria (common frog)
Lineage: Eukaryota; Metazoa; Chordata; Amphibia; Anura; Ranidae
Exons: 2
Coding region: 159-1424 (421 amino acids)
Source: RefSeq, a predicted model, not a curated record
CUAUUCAGCUCUCUAGGUUGCUUCAGUUGAACGUUCUAGGCUCACUCUGCAUGACGUCACUCCGCCUGCGCCGGAAGGGGAACAUCAAGUAUUCGUGAUAAGACGUCUGAGACCCGAAUGUGGAGCCGAUCUGUCCCCUAAGUCAAGCGGAUAGUAAAAUGGCGCUCUCCGGUCCACAGGUUAUCGGAGAGAACGCACAAAGUGGCAAGCGGAAUUAUUACUGUGAUAUCUGCUGUAAAAUGUGCGAGUCAGCAAAUUCGCUGGCUGGACACUUCACGGGCAACAAGCAUAAACAUAAACUGAAGUUAAUUAAACCCCAGGAGCAGAACGAUGCAUCCCGAUUGAGCGUCUUCCUGAAGGCCCACAUGAAAGAAGAGCCCAUUGUGGGCCUGGAAUAUGUCAUAGAGAGGAAGGAGGAGGACUACUCAUAUACAUAUUCCUGCCAGCUGUGCGGCUUGCAGAUUUGCAACUUGCAGAUCAUAGUUUCUCAUCUCGUAAAUCCAUCACACGCUACAUGUUAUAUUAAGAAACAUUUUUCGAUCUUAUUUCCCCAAUGCAUCAAAGUACGCACCAAACGUGGUAUUGCGCAAAGUUUGAGAGAUGUUGCAGUAAUGAUUCUGGAAGGGCAGGGGCAUAAGAAAGAAAUUCAGGUCGUGCUUCCUGAUAGUGACGGUAAAAUGAGGGAAGCCUCCGAGGACACCCCACCAUCCAAACCGGAGAGUGACAGUAAAACGAAGGAAGCCUCCAAGGACACCCCCCCAUCCAAACCGGAGAGUGACGGUAAAAUGAGGGAAGCCUCCAAGGACACCCCACCAUCCAAACCUAAGAGUGACGGUAAAACGAAGGAAGCCUCCAAGGACACCCCACCAUCCAAACCUAAGAGUGGCAGUAAAACGAAGGAAGCCUCCAAGGACACCCCACCAUCCAAACCUAAGAGUGGAAAUAUUUCUCAAUUAAAAUUGAGUCCAUUACCAUAUCAGGAGAGCCGUGAAAUUUACCGCUACAAUAAGUUGUUCCAAAAAUAUAUUAGCAAUGACCCACCUUUGGCCAAGAGGCGCAGGUGUUCCCCUGGCGGUGACCAGGAUGUCUUACCCUCAACAGCGCACACUUCAAAGCAUGGGAGCUCACACUAUAAUAAGAGCCAGGCCAUUACAAUGGAUUGUACAGCUACACAGGAAUUAGAGUUCAGAACAAAUGAUGAAUUUUUUGAAUAUUUUGCUAAUUUUGUGAUCUCUGAUGAUGAAGAUGUCGUCUUUAUUCGGACAAUUGCCCAAAACUGCAUUAAGACAUUGACAAGCUUUCUGGAAGAAGAUGCAGAGAGGCAGAAGACCGGUCAUCAGCCUGAGGCUCCAUUCAAGGACACAAGCAGGACUGCCCAAGUAAUCCCGGGGAUUUUAGAGGACGAAACACAAUGGCAUUUAUAAAAUUUUGAAACGUCGUCGUUCAAAGACAACUCUCAAAAGACCCUGCCAAACUAAGGCAUAAUGAGCUAUGGCAAUGGAGGGGGCGGAGCGGCUCGCAGAAACCCAGAGCCAGGUGUCAGUCCAGGGACCGGGCAGAUCCCAACUCUGUGGUCAUAAUGAUGCAGAGUGUCCCUGUCAUCACACAAAAAGUCCCAAGAAGUAAUCUACCCGUAAAAUAGGAGUGUACAUUCUCACUUUUCAUGCUGCAACUGCUGCUGAACUCACCUUGGAUGCUGAAAAAUUGUUCUGGAUCUGACACUCUCAGUAGAAUUGAUGUCUUUGGUCCCCCGCAGCGCUCACUGAACUAAUGCCCUUUGUGUCACCACUGUCUCAUGUAGGGAUGUGGAGUUCAGCAAGAUUUGUCAGUGGGGGACCCAGGAAAUCAACACUCCUGAAAGUGUCUGUUUCCCUGUGAAUUCCACAGCACAUUUUGUUAGGAUUAGAGCAGCACUAAUAUGAGCAGGCGGGAGAAAAAGGUGAGUACACACUUUUAUUUUACAGGUAGAUACAUUCUUAGCAGCUUUUGUAGAGCCUUUUUAGGGAGCACACAAAAAAAAAGUUAUUGCUAUAAUAUACAGACCAGGUAUAAGACGCAUUACCAGUUUUUGGUUUAAUUUUCUUGGGAUCAUAAUAAAGAUGUAACUUUAUAUUUAAUUUCAUAACAAAGAUGAAUUUUUAUAUGUUCCGUCUGAAGUGCUGAACGAUACAUUUGUUUGUAAUAAACUUGUUUUCACCUAAAACCUGUAAACCCAGCUUACUUGUUAACAGUAGUCAGGGAGUUGGCUGUAUAUUCAUUUCUUUAUUUCUCUUUUCUUUGUAAGGGUGCUCGUAAAUGCUCUGGGAUCCCCCAAAUGCAGUGCACUGGAUAUAUAAGUUGAAACUUUCUGAUCUAUUUGCUGCAAUAUUGACGAUGCACUGACCUUGAACAGUAUUUCUGAUUUUCUAAUUUAGUUUUUUAGGGUAAGUGACUCAAAGUACUGAAGCUAGAGUAAGCCAGGCAAUUCGUAUUUCCAGAUGGAGUUCAGCAGUGACUGCUUCCAUACUUCUCUCAAUACAGGUUUCGUUUAAAAUAUAUCUAAGGCUAAAACUUUUUUUGGUCAAGUUCACUAUUGGGAACAUCUUACACCUUGUUACACCCAGUUUUAGGGUGGAGCGUAUAACCUGUCCACUCCCCCUUCCUGUGAUAGCGGGCCAGUGAUCUUCUCCCUGCAUCCGCUGUCACAAUUUGAAAAGAGCGUGGCUGUGCAGGGCUCCGCCUACACAGCAGAAUCUUUCAUUCACAGUAUUGACAACCUUUGUGGCUGAUGGCUUGAGGUUCUCGAUGAACUAGGAAAGUGUUUUGAGCAUUCUUGUCAUUCAUUGAUUCUUCCCGGGCUGAAGUAACUGUCUACCCAUACAGGAGGUAAGGGCAGACAGCUACACUUAGUCUGCAGGAGCCGGAUAUUGCACCUGCGAUCUGUUGAUUGCAGGUGCAGUGAUUUUACAGGCUCUUGGGGGGG